AUGGUAAUAUCUCGGAGAGCUCUCCCUCGUACUCCCAAGGUCACUGGUGGCCUAUGUCGACUUCGCCUUUGGCAGGACCAUUGGCAGUUCUCCAAGCCGACGGGACGUUGUAACGGUCUCUCCAGGACGAGGACCGCAACAUUGGCUGGUACUGGUUUACCGUGCCGUAUGUACGAAGCACCUGCACCAAACCUACGGAGCUUGACUCCGGUCUAUCUCGCUCUCCACAUCGUCGGAGGCCAUAUGGCUUUGCCGAUUCUUGUCUUCAUCUACUUAGUAUCAAAGAAAGUCCGAGCCCACCGCCAUCCAACCGUCGUCAAUUUUUGCGUAACAUGGAUAAUUUAUUCUGUCACGUAUUGUCUGUUAGCCUAUGGCGGCAAUAAUUACGAUGAAAUACCCCCUGAACGAUUAUGCAUUGUGCAAGCCGCCAUGAUAUACGGCGCCCCAUCAAUGGCGGUCGUCGCUGGUCUGAUCCUUGUCCUCUACCUUUGGGAUACAUUCCACGGACACUGGAAAUUCCUAAACGUGAGCAAAAUACCCUAUAGCGUGCAAUUGAUCAUGAUUAUCUCGCCUCCAUACAUUGUGUUCUUUUCGUUCUUCGCUAGUGCGGCUUAUCUGGGCAUCACGCAACCCGAGAAAGUUAGCGCAGAGAACGGGCUUUAUUGCACGUUACGAACAGGAGACUUUCGUCCUUACGUUGGCCCGGUCUUCUGUGGUACUGUCAUGAUGAUUAUCAUGGUGUUUCAGCUGACGAUUCUAGUCCGGUACUGCAUAGGGCUGCGUCGGAUGAAGCAUCUGUUUCCCCUCGCAGACGUCAAAAGGCCAUCUCUUUCACCCUGGAUCCGAGCGAUAAUCUUUAUGUUUUAUUCAUGGGUGACGUUUGGAGCAUGCAUGUCCUUCUUAAUGGACUACCCCACUGCUUUCCCAUACAUUUCUCAAGCAGCUUUGCCGCUCGUAGCCUUUCUCGUCUUUGGGACUCACAAAGAUGUAUUUCUUGUACUUUGUUGUCGCCGGGAGAAGAAGAAAUGGGAAACAGACUCAAUAUCGGACACCCACUCGGGAGGAACGCGGUCCACGUCACCAGUGGACCCAACGUCUUUCGAUGCGAUGGAUCAGCUCAGCCCAAUUCUUGCACCUGUGCCUGCGAUGGAACAACGAAUUGCCGCAGCUGUGUAA
Messenger RNA from Sparassis crispa, 1176 nucleotides. RefSeq lists its product as hypothetical. The transcript is spliced from 14 exons. Lineage: Eukaryota; Fungi; Basidiomycota; Agaricomycetes; Polyporales; Sparassidaceae. Bases 1 to 1176 code for a protein of 391 amino acids. The record is from RefSeq and is a predicted model, not a curated record.